Paraglomus brasilianum is the source of this 849-nucleotide messenger RNA. NCBI's taxonomy places the organism in Eukaryota, Fungi, Glomeromycota, Glomeromycetes, Paraglomerales, Paraglomeraceae. The record is from the annotation of a GenBank genome assembly.
AUGGCGGCUACGGGCAGCCGGUUAGUGGGUCACUAUCCGAUUACCGAUCCCCUACGACGCUCCAUGGUCAAAUCCCGCAAUUUGAAGGAGGAAUUCCUGAAUUCAGAAAAUCUAUCGGACAACAAUUCCCACCUGUUUGUGCCAUUUAGCGACAUCACUGUUCACACAACAUCCCAUGAUCUCUUGAAUUUAUUAUUGGGAUUAACCGAAAAAUCGUAUGGAGGCUUGAUCAAACUGAACGUAAAUGCUCACGAAAAAACCUUUAAAGAUAUUAAAUUAAGCAAAGGUGCAGCAAAGAUGUUAACAUUACCAAAUGCAGGGGGAACUAGUAUGCUAUCUGAAGUAUUUUCGUGCGAGAUAAUGGAGCGAAUACUCGGAGCGGAACUAUCUAAAACGGAAAUGGAAGUACGAUAUCGCUUUUCUAAUCAACCCAUGACAGAUUAUUUGGUCAAAUUACGCCAUAAAAUCCCUGUAACCAUUGGCAUAUCGGUGACACGUGCCUACGCUCAUAAAAGGAGAUACACAUCCCAAGAUGCACGCGCGCUGUUGAAGAAGAAACUCUCAGGGAUUAAUUCAUCGACUAGAAAUAUUAUCGGCGACCGGGUAUGGAAGCAAAUAUUGCAUAUAUGGUGCCCGGAUGGACACACGGCUAAAAUGGUCAAAAGAGCGUAUUCGAAAAUAGAUGAAGCACAUACCGCCAAUACGGUUAUCGUAUUGAGUGUGGUCGAAUCUGCGUGGGUGUUCCACGAGGCUAAACGCAAAAAGAAGAAGAAAGUUCCACGACGAGGGUCAGGUGAAACGCAGAAAAAGAAGCAAAAAAAGAAAAGUCAUAAAGCGAGUCGGAAAUGA